This is a messenger RNA of Ostrea edulis (European flat oyster), 502 nucleotides long. RefSeq names its product U6 snRNA-associated Sm-like protein LSm5. The coding region runs from base 114 to 386 and encodes 90 amino acids. Gene Ontology annotation, molecular function: RNA binding. Lineage: Eukaryota; Metazoa; Mollusca; Bivalvia; Ostreida; Ostreidae. Gene Ontology annotation, biological process: mRNA splicing, via spliceosome. The record is from RefSeq and is a predicted model, not a curated record. Gene Ontology annotation, cellular component: U6 snRNP; Lsm1-7-Pat1 complex; U4/U6 x U5 tri-snRNP complex. The transcript has 5 exons.
GUUCGUGAAAUGUCGUCACCGGAAGUAGAUACUUUCGGAUUUUCGGAUUUCUUUUAUUCGGAAUUUCUCUUCCAUUAUUAUUGAAUCUCACAUGUGAACAGAGAUUAGAGAAGAUGACAACAACUUUUUCAAAUCCCUCUCAACUUUUGCCUUUAGAGUUGGUGGAUAAAUGUAUUGGAUCUCGCAUUCACAUCAUUAUGAAGAAUGACAAAGAAAUUGUAGGAAUAUUACUGGGUUUUGAUGAUUAUGUCAAUAUGGUGCUAGAAGAUGUCACAGAAUUUGAGAGCACCCCAGAGGGAAGAAGAGUUACAAAAUUGGAUCAGAUUUUGUUAAAUGGAAACAACAUAACAAUGUUGGUUCCUGGAGGGGAAGGUCCAGAAACAUAAGGGAUUUUUUACCAUUUUAUCGGAGGCAGACAUCACUCACAUGCCAUUACCAUUCAUCUAGAAACUUAUUGUCACCAUUACAUACUUUAUAGUUAAUAAAAAAAAAUGUAAUUAAA